Molecule: messenger RNA, 1054 nt
Organism: Suillus bovinus
Lineage: Eukaryota; Fungi; Basidiomycota; Agaricomycetes; Boletales; Suillaceae
Exons: 5
Coding region: 83-694 (203 amino acids)
Source: RefSeq, a predicted model, not a curated record
ACCAUUUUAUCAGACCAACAUUAAAGACAUCAAGACUAAGUACUCAUUCUUCUCUUCGCCUCUCUCAUAUUCAACUUCAUAAAUGUCGUCACUUACUCCGCUCAAGGCAUCUAUACUCAGUCUCAAGCCACAUAAAAAUGAAGCUGCACUCCGGAUCCGCAACAGUUCUGCUGCCCUCGUCGCUGUACUUCUUUUCACCCAUCUUACUCCAGCACCGUCGCUGUGGACAGCUGUGGAUGUCGUGUUCAGUGACUCAGGAGAAGGAAAAUCUGCGUUUUGGAUGAUGUGUGCUGCUGAGUUGGCCAUACUAAGUCUCUUCACACUGAACGCCCUUCAGGCAGCUAUAGGGCUCAUGUAUCCACCAAAACUUUCUCCACCCGCGCCAUCACCUUCGAAGAGCAUCAAGACACCGCAAUCACACUUACAAAAACGCCGUAAUGUGUUGUCAACCCAUACGAGUCCACAGCCGCAACGCACUUCCUCCCCAUAUGUCUCCUCUCCAGUGUCAACGCCUUCUCGUACCCUUCAAUACUCCAUUCCAGGACCCACACCUCCACCUUUUUCCUCGCUGAACUCCUCGACUGGUAUGCCACAGACACCCUCCCCUUUAUCUGCGUACAGAGGGAAGCAUUCAACGAGCAUAGGACACGCAUUCAAUGGUUCGAUCCUUAGUAGACUCACAAAGGACGAAUGAUGAAGAUGAGGAGUAGAUAUAGAUUUGUAAUGCGGUAUUUUUGUUCAAGAUCAUGUCUAUUGCUAUCAGUGUUUCUGCGUUCUUCCAGCGCGCAAUUGAUAGUCACUCGCAAAUGUUGGAAUAUUUGUAGUGUGCAGUUUGCGUGCGCAUCGCUCACGCUCGUCACUCCAGUGCUGUCUCCAUUGAAUGGGUUCCUCGUGAUGUAUGGCCAGUGAUUGCCCCCCUGCCUUCAUGUGUAUCAGACCGUCACUUCGAGCAGCCCUUCUGGGUAUGCCGUGAGACUACUGGCCGCUAUGAACCGACACGUGUGAUCUAAAUAUCCUUGAGAUCAUAUAAUGGCACACGAGAUCACAGCAUUUC